This is a messenger RNA of Acanthopagrus latus (yellowfin seabream), 2227 nucleotides long. It is a transcript of the gene cry5, whose product is annotated as cryptochrome circadian regulator 5. Gene Ontology annotation, cellular component: cytoplasm; nucleus. Bases 170 to 1738 code for a protein of 522 amino acids. The record is from RefSeq and is a predicted model, not a curated record. The transcript has 11 exons. Gene Ontology annotation, biological process: circadian regulation of gene expression; entrainment of circadian clock by photoperiod. Lineage: Eukaryota; Metazoa; Chordata; Actinopteri; Spariformes; Sparidae. Gene Ontology annotation, molecular function: DNA binding; FAD binding.
GCCCGACUCUGAUUGGUCGUUUUCGCCGCAGACGUAACACAGCAUCCGGUUUUGUAACACGUUCAAUGUGGUUGUUAUAAAACACAAGUUUUUAUAGUAAACACACACCUCACAGACGGACCGAGCAGGAUCUGUCGCUCUCUCAGGGAAUAAUCGAGAUUUCUCCGGCAUGGCUCACACAUGUGUCCACUGGUUCCGCAAGGGACUCAGGCUGCAUGACAACCCAGCGCUGAUGGCUGCUCUCAGGGACUGUAAGGAGCUCUACCCGGUCUUCGUGCUGGACCCAAACCUCCACAACAGGACCUGUGUGGGCAUCAACCGCUGGAGGUUCCUCAUCGGAGCCCUCAAAGACCUGGACCGCAGCCUCAGGAAGCUCAACUCCAGGCUCUUUGUCGUGAGAGGAAAGCCGGAGGAUGUGUUCCCCACGCUGUUCAACGAGUGGAAAGUAACCAAGCUGACCUAUGAGUACGACACGGAGCCCUACAGCGUGAGCCGGGACAAAACCGUCACAGCACUGGCCAAAGAACAUGGAGUGGAAGUCAUCUACAAAGUCUCACACACUCUUUAUGACAUAGACAGGAUCAUUGAGGAGAACAAUGGGAAGCCUCCUCUCACUUAUAACCGCAUGCAGGCGAUAGUGAAGACUCUCGGCCCCCCUAAGAAACCCAUUCCUGCCCCCACCAUGGAGAACAUGAAAGAUGUGCAGACCCCUUGUUCGGAAAACCACAAGAAGAAAUACGGGAUCCCCACGCUGGAGGAGCUCGACCACGACGCUGCAGCUCUCGGAGAGGACAAGUUCCCAGGAGGAGAGCAGGAGGCUCUGAGGAGACUAGAUGAACAUAUGAAGAGAACGGGAUGGGUGUGCGGCUUCGAGAAGCCCCAGACUUCCCCAAACUCCCUGAGCCCCAGCACCACGGUUCUCAGUCCUUAUGUCACUUUCGGCUGCCUGUCUGCUCGGACCUUCUGGUGGAGGCUGACAGACGUCUAUCAGGGGAAGAAGCACUCAGAUCCUCCGGUGUCCCUGCACGGCCAGCUGCUGUGGAGAGAGUUCUUCUACACUGCUAGUGUGGGCAUCCCCAACUUUAACAAGAUGGAGGGCAACUCUGUAUGUACCCAGGUGGACUGGGACACAAACCCCGAAUAUCUGGCUGCAUGGAGAGAGGCUCGAACUGGUUUUCCAUUCAUUGACGCCAUCAUGACUCAGCUGCGGCAGGACGGCUGGAUCCACCACCUGGCCCGACACGCUGUCGCCUGUUUUCUCACCAGGGGGGACCUGUGGAUCAACUGGGAAGAAGGCCAGAGGGUGUUCGAGGAGCUUUUAUUGGAUGGCGACUGGGCUCUGAACGCUGGAAACUGGCAGUGGCUGUCAGCGAGCACCUUCUUCCACCAGUUCUUCAGGGUCUACUCUCCUGUCGCAUUCGGCAAGAAGACAGACAAAAAUGGAGACUACAUCAAAAAGUACCUUCCUCUUCUGAAGAAGUUCCCAGCCCAGUAUAUCUAUGAACCCUGGAAAGCUCCACACAGUGUCCAGCAGGCAGCAGGAUGCAUUGUGGGUAAAGACUACCCGCAUCCUAUCGUACAGCAUGAAGUCAUCAGCAAGACGAACAUCCAGAGGAUGAAGCUGGCUUAUUCCAAGAGAUCGGCAGAUCCUGCAGCAUCACCCAGCAAAAAACAAGGUGUAAAGCGCAAGGCAUCGCCUGUUGUGGACAUGCUGAAGAAGAAAAAUAAAACAAACUAGUGCUUGCACAAGCAGACUUUUAGGUUGAUCAACACCUGUUCAUUAUAACAUAAAUUAAAGCUAUGUGUACAAGUUUCAUUCCACAUAAAUACAAUCCUAUUCCGAAGCUUUUCUCUUUCAGGUCUGGAGGCUUUCUACUUUAUAUUUUUUUACUUUUUAUAUUUAAUCCAUUUCGUUGUUAUAAGUGAACGUAAAUACUGUGUGUUUCGUCACAAGUGUACUCGAAUGUUUCUUGCAUGGAGAUUAAAUCAGAAUUUAUGGAGCCUGAUGGUCUCAACUUGUCUGAAGAUGAGGCAGGUUGUAUCUGCUUCACAAGUUGACCUAUUUAUUAUUACUUGAGGUUCUUUCAUGGGUUAGGUAGGGUUAGGUAGGUAGAGAAUGCUUUACUGUCACAAUCUAGAAAUUCAGUGCUUAUUCUUUGCUCCUUUUAUACUGUACAGUUACCUCUGUUUUUAACCCAACUCAAUAAAAGAAUAUUUCAAAAGUGUA